UACAAAUCCCGGCGGCCCCCGCGCCGCGGCUUCAGCGGCGGCCGCCUCAGCUCCUCAGAUCGCCGGCGGCGGCCUCGGCGGAGUCGGUGUCGGCGGCCGGGGCUGAGCUGUGAGUUUCCGAUUGAGAGCAGCGCUGGGGAAGAUGGCGGCGAGCGCCCUGGAACUCUAGAUCAGACUGGUCCUGAUCUGCCUGCCUGUGCCACCACACCCUGCCGGUGGUGUGUUUUAAUGACACAGCUCUUGUCAAGUUUCCCCUGCUGUUGGAACCUGAGUCUGAUAGCAUCUAGGAUCAAAAGAUUUGCUGAACAGCGGACUCGGAGAUCGGUAAAAUAAGCUCCUACCUGAACCUCACUGACUGGGCGCCAGUUGCUGGUCUGUGUUCAAGAUGAGUGGACUAGGUGAAAGCUCCUUGGAUCCGCUUACCACUGAGUCUCGAAAACGCAAAUUGCCUUGUGAUGCUCCAGGACAGGGGCUUGCCUACAGUGCUGAAAAGUGGAGACGGGAGCAGGAGAGCAAGUACAUAGAAGAACUGGCUGAGCUGAUAUCUGCAAAUCUUAGCGAUAUUGACACUUUCAAUGUCAAACCAGAUAAAUGUGCGAUUUUAAAGGAAACGGUGAGACAGAUACGUCAAAUAAAAGAACAAGGAAAAACUAUUUCCAGUGAUGAUGAUGUUCAGAAAGCUGAUGUGUCUUCUACAGGCCAGGGGGUCAUUGAUAAAGAUUCUUUAGGACCACUUUUACUACAGGCACUGGAUGGUUUUCUGUUUGUGGUGAAUCGAGAUGGCAACAUUGUAUUUGUGUCAGAAAAUGUCACACAGUAUCUGCAGUACAAGCAGGAAGACCUGGUUAACACAAGUGUCUACAGCAUCUUACAUGAGCAGGACCGGAAGGACUUCCUUAAACACUUGCCCAAAUCCACAGUUAAUGGAGUUUCUUGGACUAAUGAGACCCAGAGACAAAAAAGCCAUACAUUUAAUUGUCGUAUGUUGAUGAAAACACAUGAUAUUUUGGAAGACAUGAAUGCCAGUCCUGAAACUCGCCAGAGAUAUGAGACAAUGCAGUGCUUCGCCCUGUCCCAGCCUCGAGCUAUGCUGGAAGAAGGGGAAGACUUGCAGUGCUGUAUGAUCUGUGUGGCACGCCGAGUGACUACAGGGGAAAGGGCAUUCCCAUCGAGUCCUGAGAGCUUUAUUACCAGGCAUGACCUUUCAGGAAAGGUUGUCAAUAUAGAUACAAACUCACUUAGAUCUUCCAUGAGGCCUGGCUUUGAAGAUACCAUCCGAAGAUGUAUCCAGAAAUUCUUCAGUAUGAAUGAUGGGCAGUCAUGGUCCCAGAAGCGUCACUAUCAAGAAGCUUAUAUUCAUGGCCAUGCAGAGACCCCAGUGUAUCGCUUCUCAUUGGCGGAUGGAACUAUUGUGAGCGCACAGACGAAAAGUAAACUCUUGCGAAAUUCUGUAACGAAUGAUCGUCAUGGCUUCGUCUCGACCCACUUUCUUCAGAGAGAACAGAAUGGGUAUAGACCGAACCCAAAUUCUGUAGGACAAGGCACCCGACCUCCUGCAGCAGGGUGUGGCGUGAGCAUGUCUCCCAAUCAGAGUGUCCAGACACUGGGCAGCAGGACCUAUGGUGUGGCAGACCCCAGCAACUCGGGGCAGUUGGGUGGAGCUAGGUAUGGGCCUUCCAGUAGCCUGGCCUCGCUGACCGCAGGACCAAGCCUGCAGUCACCGUCUUCCUACCAGAAUAGCAGCUAUGGGCUCAACAUGAGCAGCCCCCCGCAAGGCAGUCCUGGUCUUGGCCCCAGCCAACAAAACAUCAUGAUUUCUCCUCGUAAUCGCGGGAGCCCAAAGAUGGCCUCACACCAGUUCUCUCCCGUUGCAGGUGUGCACUCUCCCAUGGGAUCUGCUGGCACUGCAGGGAGUCACAGCUUUUCUAGCAGCUCCCUCAGUGCCUUGCAAGCCAUCAGCGAGGGGGUGGGCACUUCUCUCUUAUCCACUCUGUCUUCACCAGGCCCCAAACUGGAUAACUCUCCCAACAUGACUGUCAAUCAGCCAAGUAAAGUGAGCAGGCAGGACUCUAAGAGCCCCCUAGGCUUGUACUGUGAACAGAAUGCAGUGGAGAGUUCAGUGUGUCAGACAAACAGCAGAGAGCACCCCGGUGACAAGGAGGGCAAGGAGAGCAGUGGGGAGGGGCCCGAGACUCAGAGGGGUCCCCUGGAAAGCAAAGGCCACAAGAAACUGCUGCAGCUGCUCACGUGCUCCUCUGAUGACCGAGGCCGUUCCUCCUUGACCAACUCCCCCCUGGAUUCCAGUUGCAAAGACUCUUCCAUUAGUGUCACCAGCCCCUCUGGAGUGUCCUCCUCUUCAUCAGGAGCAGUGUCCUCCACCUCCAACGUGCAUGGGUCUCUGCUGCAAGAGAAGCACCGGAUUUUGCACAAGCUGCUGCAGAACGGCAACUCACCAGCGGAAGUCGCCAAGAUCACGGCAGAAGCCACUGGGAAAGACACUAGCACUUCUGCUUCCUGUGGAGAAGGGAGUGUCAGGCAGGAGCAGCUGAGUCCCAAGAAGAAGGAGAACAAUGCCCUUCUCAGAUACCUGCUGGACAGGGACGACCCUAGCGAUGCUCUUGCCAAAGAGCUGCAGCCCCAAGCAGAUGGCAGCGGUGGCGGCGGCGACAGUAGGCUGAGUCAGUGCAGCAGCCCCACCAAUCCCAGCUCCAGCCAAGACAAAGACUCCAAAGUUAAGACGGAGACGAGGGAGGAGGUAUCUGGAGACCUGGAUAAUCUAGAUGCUAUUCUUGGUGAUUUGACUAGUUCUGAGUUCUACAACAAUCCUGUAUCUACAAAUGGCAGUCAUCCAGGGACCAAACAGCAGAUGUUUGCAGGACCAAGUUCUCUGGGUUUGCGAAGUCCACAGCCUUUGCAGCCCGCUCGUCCUCCAUAUAACCGAGCCAUGUCUCUAGAUAGUCCUGUUUCUGUUGGCUCAGGUCCUCCAGUGAAGAAUGGCAGUGCUUUCCCUGUGUUAGCAAAACAGCCCACGCUGGCUGGGAAUCCAAGAAUGAUGGAUAGCCAGGAGAAUUACGGUGCCAGUAUAGGAGGACCAAACAGAAGUGUUGCUGUGAAUCAGACUUCUUCCUCAGGAGAGUGGGGCUUAGUUAACUCAAAGGCCAACAGAAUGGAACCCAUGGGAUCGAGUCCCUUGGGAAGAGCAGGAGACUACAGUGCCACUUUGCCAAGACCUGCCAUGGGGGGCUCAGUGCCCACCUUGCCUCUUCGUUCUAAUAGAAUACCAGGUGCAAGACCAACGUUGCAGCAGCAGCAGCAGCAGCAGCAACAGCAGCAGCAGAUGCUUCAAAUGAGAAGUGGUGAGAUUCCUAUGGGAAUGGGAGUCAACCCCUAUGGCCCAGCAGCACCAUCGAAUCAACCAGGCUCCUGGCCAGAGGGCAUGCUGUCUAUGGAACAAGGUCCUCAUGGGACUCAAAAUAGGUCUCUUUCUAGGCCUCUUCUUAGAAAUUCUCUGGAUGAUCUGCUUGGGCCGCCUUCUAACCCAGAAGGCCAGAGUGAUGAAAGAGCUUUGCUGGACCAACUGCACACACUCCUGAGCAACACAGAUGCCACAGGCCUGGAGGAAAUCGACAGGGCCUUGGGCAUUCCUGAGCUUGUGAAUCAGGGGCAAGCUUUGGAGGCCAAACAAGACAUUUUUCAAGGUCAAGAAGCAGCAGUGAUGAUGGACCAGAAGGCAGCACUCUAUGGACAGACGUUCCCAGGCCAGGGUCCUCCAGUGCAAGGAGGCUUUAACCUUCAGGGACAGCCGCCAUCUUUUAACUCCAUGAUGAAUCAGAUUAGCCAGCAAGGCAGCUUUCCUCUCCAAGGGAUGCAUCCCAGAGCCAGCAUUGUGAGACCACGGACAAACACCCCAAAGCAGCUGAGAAUGCAGCUUCAGCAGAGGCUGCAGGGUCAGCAGUUUUUAAAUCAGAGCCGGCAGGCACUUGAAAUGAAAAUGGAAAACCCUACUGGUGGUGCUGCUGUGAUGAGGCCCAUGAUGCAGCCCCAGCAGGCUUUCUUUAACGCUCAAAUGACUGCCCAGCAAAAGCGAGAGCUGAUAAACCAUCACCUGCAGCAGCAGCAGCAGAGAAUGGCAAUGAUGAUGUCACAGCCGCAGCCUCAGGCCUUCAGCCCACCCCCCAAUGUCACCGCUUCUCCUAGCAUGGAUGGGGUUUUGUCAGGACCAGCAAUGCCACAAGCCCCCCCGCAGCAGUUUCCAUACCCAACAAACUAUGGGAUGGGACAACCACCAGAUCCAGCCUUUGGGCGAGUAUCCAGUCCUCCUAAUGCAAUGAUGUCAUCAAGAAUGGGGCCUUCCCAGAAUGCCAUGGUGCAGCAUCCUCAGACUGCACCCAUGUAUCAGUCCUCAGAAAUGAAGGGGUGGCCAUCAGGGAACCUGGCCAGAAGCAGCUCCUUCCCCCAGCAGCAGUUUGCUCCCCAGGGGAACCCUGCAGCAUACAGCAUGGUCCACAUGAACAACAGUGCUGCUGGGCACUUGGGACAGAUGAACAUGGCCCCCAUGCCCAUGUCCGGCAUGCCCAUGGGGCCUGAUCAGAAAUACUGCUGACAUCUCCCCAGUGGGACCGAUAAGGAAAUCACUGUACAAAUGACACUCACUGCACAGGACCAUCGGGAGGUAACCAAGGACCAGCUUGACCACCAGGGUGUUCCAGUGCUGUCAUUUGAGUGGGACUGGGUCUCAAGCUGAAGCGCACUGUCUACCUGAUGCCCUGCCUCUGUGUGGCAUGGUCUUCUGCCUCAUGGGGAUGUGAUUCUGGAGAUAGGAAUUGCAUAGUCACCACUCUCCCAGGUCACUUCCUUCUGCCUUGCCAGCCAAAGUCUUCACAUAAAUCUAGGUGGCUAGGGUUUCUGUCUUGUAGCACUGGACGAGGAGCACAGUCUGUCUUCAAGGGUUUGUCACCAAGUAGUUCUGUGUCGCUCUUCUGUCCGGGGGAACCAGUGUUUCUGCGCUCUUGUCCUUUACAGGGGUAGUCCCCAGAGUCUGUUGUCUUAGGUUUUCUCCUGAUGAGGUCCCGAUACCCUGUAAUUCUCAAGGAUUUGUCAUUGAUGUUAAAUGGCUUUGCAGAAGGGAAAAUGACAAUACUGACUUUUCCCAUGCUGAUGUGCAGCCAAGUGCACUUUAUUUAGGAAAUCGCGGAGAAAUGCAAUAUUCCCGAGGGCGUGAGGAAUGGUGAGCCACGUUCCUGGUUUUUGUCUGCACUAAUCUGUUAGGACAAGAACAUGAUUGUUGUUUGUUUGUUUGUUGUUUUCUUUCAAGUACUGGCGUCACCCUUUGCCUAUAUGGUAGAGCAAUAAUGCUUUGAAAUAAACUUGUGAAACCCAAGGCCAGGUACUGCACUCUGAAUCAGAAGCUCGCAGUGUUUCUGUGAAUAGAUUUCCUUUUUGUAAAUACGAUCUUUUAAGAUAUUGUAUUAUGUAAAAAUAUGUACAUACCUUUUUUUGUAGGUCACAGCAGCUCAUUUUUACAGAGUUUGUGAAGCUAAAUAUUUAACAUUGUCGAUUUCUGUAAACUCCAUGCAGUGAGGGCUACAAGCGGGGACACCGGGAUGCCACAGCCUGGGGAGGAAGAGCAGCCUGCAGCUUCCCACCUCACCUAAGCUUCUUAAAGUCCUCAUUUGUUCAGAUGGAGUCAUUUUAAAAUUUUAAAAAUUUAUUUACCAGAGAACUACGCACUUUGUUAAUUUGGGUGAAGGAAUAGAUAUGGGGAAAUGAGCUUUUAAAAAACCACCCAAGAAUUUAAGAAAGAAAAAAAAAUCAAAUUGAUUUCAAAAAGGAUCUUUCUUUGCGUUUUUAAGCAGUUCAUAAAUUAAAUGAUAAUAGUAUGUAGCCCAUUCAUCCUUUUAGGAGUGAUUUUGAUUGGUAGGACCUGAGCCGCAGGUUUAGCUGGAAGGCACUGGGGCUUUGCUGUGUGGUCUGCUGUCUGCUCAGCUCUCCUGUUGUUCUGCUCAUGGGGUCUCUCACUACCUCUCUGCAUCAGGAUGCCGGGUCAGAACCAGGCCUGCCACUGCUGCUGGGUCAGAGGGAGGGCCUUGUCACUCGCUAGCCCUCCCCGCCACUUCUCUUGCCUCCUCUUGGCACCUGUUGUAGUCAGUUUGGAGUAGGGGAAAAUCAGAUUUAAUGCCCUUUAUUUGGGUUUUCUUAGGUUCAGACAAUUAAGUGGAAUUGGAUUGCUAGACUAUCGGUAGCUUUCAGAGAUCCCUGCCAGCCUUGGCAUUUCUGAGAGCCAGUUAACUUUUCAAAGUCACACAUUUAGCCGCUUGUUCUCCUUGUCCCUGAAGGGACAUCACUCCAUUCUUCUGUCUGUGAAUAAGUGAAGCUUGCUUCCAGAGCCACCUCAAGUAUGGACUUGACUUUCCAACGUGUUUAGGUCAUGAUGGGAUCCCCCUGUGACUGACCUACUGUCUCAGAUUGUAAAUCCAUAAGCUUCCAUUGUGUCGCUAUGCUCUGCAGGUGACACUCUGUCUGAGUUGGGCUGGGUGUGGCUGAGACGUCCAUGCUUAGACUGUGUAGCCACAGUGGUGCUCCUGCCUCUUUUAAAGACAUUUACAACCCAACUUUGUGAUUCUUUCCUCAGCACCCCAAUGCCAGGCUAACUGGUUGGCACCCCUUUUGUAUGGGGGAAAAUGAAGUUUAUUAGGUUUUUAUAUUUUCUACUUAUUUUUAUUGGUGCAAAUUCAGAAUUCUGGUUUCUUUGAACAGUCUUUGGGACAAUUUGUUGUUUUACCUGGCUUGCCCUUUAGUCUGUUUUGGGUCCUUCUCUUUGUACUCCUGUUGCCUACCUCGCCUCCCCCUCCCCCCUGGCCCCCUUUUCAACCUUGGUGUCUUUUGGGCGAACAGUUUAAUCUUCCCAUCUGCUUUGAUGAUGUGGGACAUUUCCAGUACCUACUUUUUUGCUGAAUCCAAAGAUAUAUAAAUAAAAAUAUAUUUUAUGAAGAUCAAAUGAUAUUAAGGAAACAUGUUUCUUCAGAAAUAAACGAAGCUGUACUGUUUGCUGUUGGUAUUAGCACGCUCUCUCUCUGAACUGUGCCCUGACAUUAACAGCUGUUCAUCAGGAUUAAAUGCUGAGAUGAGUUGGGGGUAUGGAGCAGUGGGUACUGCAGAAGAUAAUGGCUUGACAGCCUAGAAGUUUCUUGAUUCAGAGGCAGAUGCAGCUGGACCAUCCAGAGGAUUGCCAGUUGCUCACAGGCCAGUUCAGUCCCUUUCGAUCUGUGGAGGGAGGACGUGAGUUCUGUUCCAAGUGGGGUGUUCACAGGAGUAAGCCUCUAGGCUAGCUGAAACUGAUCCUGCCUUGAAGCACCAGGGGUUAUUGCAGUGUGGAUGGUUUAAAAAUCUCCAGUGCAGAGGGUUUAAAAAGCAGGGCAUUAUUUUUUGUUCUUGCCCCCCAUUUCUCUUCUCUUUGAAUAUAUAUAUGGAGUUUUGAAAAAGAUGAAAUGUCAUUCUGAGAGCAGCAAAUUCUCAGGAACCGACACCACUAAGGAUACGUUUGGGUUUAAUCAAGUUUAUAUUAAGUGUCACCUAAAAUGGAGUCAUUCUUUCUUUACCUUGCAAGGAAUUGAACCCAUGUGGGUGGCUCAGUUGGGGUGAGCUUUGAAUGACUUGCUGACUGUCUGGAUGCUCUUGUAAAUAAAGAUUUCUAUUUAAACCUCA
Molecule: messenger RNA, 7704 nt
Organism: Peromyscus californicus insignis
Lineage: Eukaryota; Metazoa; Chordata; Mammalia; Rodentia; Cricetidae
Gene: Ncoa3
Product: nuclear receptor coactivator 3
Exons: 24
Coding region: 386-4603 (1405 amino acids)
Biological process (GO): cellular response to hormone stimulus; positive regulation of transcription by RNA polymerase II
Cellular component (GO): nucleus
Molecular function (GO): protein dimerization activity; nuclear receptor binding
Source: RefSeq, a predicted model, not a curated record